Messenger RNA from Colletotrichum graminicola M1.001, 1047 nucleotides. RefSeq lists its product as uncharacterized. Bases 1 to 1047 code for a protein of 348 amino acids. NCBI's taxonomy places the organism in Eukaryota, Fungi, Ascomycota, Sordariomycetes, Glomerellales, Glomerellaceae. Gene Ontology annotation, molecular function: protein binding. The transcript is spliced from 3 exons. The record is from RefSeq and is a predicted model, not a curated record.
AUGUCAAGCACAGAAACAGAUUCACAGAUUCCUUCCCCUGACCCUGUAGAGGAGCUCAGAGGGUCUUUGAAAAGCCUGUAUGAAAAUGCGGAAUACUCGGAUCUUACAAUUGCCAGUCGCCAUUCUGAGUACCGAGUUCACAAAUCCAUUGUGUGCCCCAGGUCCGAUUACUUUGCUUCAAAGUGUCGGGAGUUGGCGUCUAAAGCUGCCACAGAGGGUACCCUCAGCCUGCCUGACGAUGAUCCCCAGGCUGUCGGCAUGGUCAUUCGGUAUUUCUAUCACUUGGAUUAUCCAUCUGCGUCUCAGCAAAAUGCCCUCGUCCUUAAUGGGUAUGCGCAGGCGAAUGGCCACAACAAUGGCUUUGACGAUGACUUCAAUGGAUCUAUCAAGUCGGAUGACCAGGUCGCUGAGAAAGACAUCAAGUCUGGGGAGCACAUCGAGCCUCUUGAUGACUUUCUUCCACCGCUGCCUCAGCGACUCAGCAAGAAGCAGAAGAAGCGUGCCAAGGCCAAUGCCAAGCAAGACUCUGGAGCUGUUGCGUCUCCUGAUACCAACGGCGAGCCUUUGUCGUCAAUCACCCAAGAGCUGUCUGUGCUAAACCAGGCCCAAGAAAACCACAGCGAAGGGGGAGGCGCCGUUCUACUUGCGAAGCCACCACCACCACCACCACCACCUGUUCACCCAGCAUCGAAUGGCAUUGAUCCCGGCUCUACUAACGACACACUCGUUUUGCAUGCAAAUGUGUAUGCGCUGUCGAGAAAGUAUGGUAUCUCGGGCCUUCGAUCGCUCGCUUUCGACAAAUUUAGGACAGAAGCCGACAACCAGUGGGACACGGAGGAGUUCCUCCACGCAGCUGAGAAGGUAUACACAUCCUGCUCGGAUGGCGACGAUGAUCGCGAUAUCAAGGACGUUGUUGUUGGGAUAAUAUGCCGUCACGGAGAGUUGAUGGACAAGGUUGAGACGCAGAAAGUCAUGCGCACCCUUCCGAGUGACUUGAUGUAUGACAUUCUCCUGAAAGUCAGACAGCAAGGGGGGUUCACUAGAUAA